AUGGCGAUAGAUGCUUCAUUUCAUAAAAAUGUAUUUCUACUUAUGCAACUUGUACCACCAUCGUAUGAAUGUAUAAAACACUUUAAGAAGGGAAUGUUUGAUAAACCUAAUACUUCUGGUUUUAUUCAUAUUUCUCAUUAUUUAUUAUCUGUGUAUAAUGCAAAGCAUUUUCAAAAAAUGGUUGUAUGGCCACUUAUGAAUAAAAUGGAUGAAAGAAAAUAUCGUAUGGAAGUAAAAGCAUAUUUAGAAAUUGUAGCAAAUGAAAAUCCAGAUAUCAAUUUUCCAUCAAUACUCAUGUCUCAUUUGCUACUAGCAGGGGGAACAAAGUUUUUAAUUAUUAUGUGGAAAAUAUCAGAAGUUAGCCUCAGGGCUUAUAUUACAAACAAGUGUCAAAUGAAAGUAUUGCAAGCACCUAGUAUUGGUAAUAACAAAAAUAUUGCUCAAUUAUAUUUUACUACUAUAAAUCUGAAAAAGAAUAUUGCUAUUUCUAAGUAUAAUGAAAAGGAAAAGUUAAUUGCAGAAAAUUUUAAGCAUUACAUGAAAUGCAAAUCUAAUGAUUUAACAAAAAUGCAGAAUAACAUUUUUGAAACAAAAGAAAACCUAAUGAAGCUUGUACCAUCUCUUCCAAUUAAUCCAAUAAUUGCAACAUCACUAAUAAAUACUGAGGAUACAGAUAUUAUAAAUCUAUGGAAAAGAAAUAUUAAUGAAAAAUUAAAGUAUUUGCAUACAAUAAAUUGUAAUUUAAACAAAUUGAAAACUUCUAGUAAAACAUUAGGUGUUUUGAGCCUAUCCACGAAUUGCGAAUCAUUUGAUGGUAAUGAUCUUCCAAAAGUAAAAAAUGAAAUAAUCCCAUUGUGUUUUGCUAAUAACAAACAGCAACUUAAUUAUGGAUUAUACAUGAAUGGGAGUUUAGUAUUUCAUAUCUUCCUGUCAAUACUUAAUCAUGUAUUGAAACGACUAUACUUUUAUUUGAAGAUGAAUUAUUUAUCAGACUUAUCUGAUUGUGAACCAAAAAUAAUUGAGCAUUGUCAAACAAUAAAAUUGCACGAAAUAAAAUUUCAAAAAUUAAUAAUACAAAUUUCCGAUAUAUUAUGCAAUGCUCAAUCCAGUUUACAAGAAAGAAGUUUAAAUUGUACAUUGGAAACAGAUAUUCUUUUCCCCAUGAAUUUUGAAAUACUUUUAACUUCACCGAAAUUUAACAUUUUUAUCAAUGAUGAUGUAGAUGAUGAUAAGUUAUUUAAAACGCUAUGCUUUUCUCCGUUACAAGGAACGUAUAAACACUUGUUCAAAAGGUAUAAACGCUUGUUCAAUUCAUCUAAAGGAUCAGGAAUAAAAUUGCAAUUUGAUGACAGCAUAGAAAAUAUUGCAAUUAAUUGGAAAUCCCCUCAGAGACUAUCAUUAAGUAAUAAACUACAAUCUCCCAACAAAUUAAAAAUCUCUCCAAGAUAUUCUCGAUUAUUUUCUCCUACUGAUUCGAGAAAAAAUUAUUUCAAAGAUAAUAAUGCAGCAUCUACUCCAAAACAAUCCCGGAUACAUACAACACCAAAGAAAUUCAACAUUCAAACUACAAGCCCAGAAAUAAAUAUAAACUCGACAAUGAAAAGUAUCUUUGAUCUUUCUUGUAAAAUUAGAAGAGUUGUAGCUUCUUUGUCUAAAUCUUAACAAAACAGAGAGAAAAUGUAUGUGCAUUAUGAAAAAGCUGUAUACGUAUUUUUAUUAAAUAUAACAUAUUUUAAUUUUUAAAUAUAA
Messenger RNA from Osmia bicornis bicornis, 1749 nucleotides. RefSeq lists its product as uncharacterized. Gene Ontology annotation, cellular component: mitotic spindle microtubule; HAUS complex. Bases 1 to 1662 code for a protein of 553 amino acids. Gene Ontology annotation, molecular function: microtubule binding. The record is from RefSeq and is a predicted model, not a curated record. The transcript has 8 exons. Gene Ontology annotation, biological process: spindle assembly. NCBI's taxonomy places the organism in Eukaryota, Metazoa, Arthropoda, Insecta, Hymenoptera, Megachilidae.